CGGCCUCGGCUCCCUGCCUGCCCGGCCUGCCCGGGGUGCGCAGGGUUAGCAUGGAGUGAGCCCGCCCCGCCCGGGGUUGCGCGGCCCUGGGGGGUCCUCUCGCGGCGGCUCCUGCGACCUGCUGGCGCCCCGGGCAGAGCCCGGCCCCAUCCCAGGAGUCGCCCGGACUGGAAGGGAGUGCGAGCACUGGGACACAGCCUCCGAGCUCGAGCGUGACGGGAAGUUGGGGCAAUUUGUUAGUUAUCCGCCGCCACCAAGACGCGGCACGGCGCCUGGACCGGAGGGGCCCCGCGCGGGCGCGAACUUUGGGCUCGGGCGAGUGGGUGGUGCUCCGCCCAGCCCGAGACGGGCGGGCGCGCGGGCCAAUGGGUGCCGCCUCUUGGCCGCGGGGGGCCCCGACCCGUGGGUCCCGGCCACCAGCGCCCCAGCCCCGAGGCUCAGAAGCGGCAGGCGGAGGCGCGGUCCGGGCGCUAUGGCCACGCCCGGCGGGUCUCACGAGGCUGCCCCGCGCCCGGCGCGCCUUCGGUAGGGGACGCCCGGGGCCCAGCUGGCCCGGCCAUGCUGCUGGAGACACAGGACGCGCUGUACGUGGCGCUGGAGCUGGUCAUCGCCGCGCUUUCGGUGGCGGGCAAUGUGCUGGUGUGCGCCGCGGUGGGCACGGCGAACACUCUGCAGACGCCCACCAACUACUUCCUGGUAUCCCUGGCUGCGGCCGACGUGGCCGUGGGGCUCUUCGCCAUCCCCUUUGCCAUCACCAUCAGCCUGGGCUUCUGCACUGACUUCUACGGCUGCCUCUUCCUCGCCUGCUUCGUGCUGGUGCUCACGCAGAGCUCCAUCUUCAGCCUUCUGGCCGUGGCAGUCGACAGAUACCUGGCCAUCUGUGUCCCGCUCAGGUAUAAAAGUUUGGUCACGGGGACCCGAGCAAGAGGGGUCAUUGCUGUCCUCUGGGUCCUUGCCUUUGGCAUCGGAUUGACUCCAUUCCUGGGGUGGAACAGUAAAGACAGUGCCACCAACAACUGCACAGAACCCUGGGAUGGAACCACGAAUGAAAGCUGCUGCCUUGUGAAGUGUCUCUUUGAGAAUGUGGUCCCCAUGAGCUACAUGGUAUAUUUCAAUUUCUUUGGGUGUGUUCUGCCCCCACUGCUUAUAAUGCUGGUCAUCUACAUCAAGAUCUUCAUGGUGGCCUGCAGGCAGCUUCAGCGCACUGAGCUGAUGGACCACUCGAGGACCACCCUCCAGCGGGAGAUCCAUGCAGCCAAGUCACUGGCCAUGAUUGUGGGGAUUUUUGCCCUGUGCUGGCUACCUGUGCAUGCUGUUAACUGUGUCACUCUUUUCCAGCCAGCUCAGGGUAAAAAUAAGCCCAAGUGGGCAAUGAAUAUGGCCAUUCUUCUGUCACAUGCCAAUUCAGUUGUCAAUCCCAUUGUCUACGCUUACCGGAACCGAGACUUCCGCUACACUUUUCACAAAAUUAUCUCUAGGUAUCUUCUCUGCCAAGCAGAUGUCAAGAGUGGGAAUGGUCAGGCUGGGGUACAGCCUGCUCUCGGUGUGGGCCUAUGAUCUAGGCUCUCGCCUCUUCCAGGAGAAGAUACAAAUCCACAAGAAACAAAGAGGACACGGCUGGCUGAUUCUCAUUGUGAAAGAUAGCUAUACCUCACAAGGAAAUGGACUGCCUCUCUUGAGCACUUCCCUGGAGCUACCACGUAUCUAGCUAAUAUGUAUGUGUCAGUAGUAGGCUCCAAGGAUUGACAAAUAUAUUUAUGAUCUAUUCAGCUGCUUUUACUGUGUGGAUGAUGCCAACAGCUUGAAUGGAUUCUAACAGACUCUUUUGUUUUUAAAAGUCUGCCUUGUUUAUGGUGGAAAAUUACUGAAACUAUUUUACUGUGAAACACUGUGAACUAUUAUAAUGCAAAUACUUUUUAACUUAGAGGCAAUGGAAAAAUAAAAGUUGACUGUACUAAAAAUGUA
This is a messenger RNA of Gorilla gorilla gorilla (western lowland gorilla), 1965 nucleotides long. It is a transcript of the gene ADORA2B, whose product is annotated as adenosine A2b receptor. Lineage: Eukaryota; Metazoa; Chordata; Mammalia; Primates; Hominidae. Gene Ontology annotation, molecular function: G protein-coupled adenosine receptor activity. Gene Ontology annotation, biological process: vasodilation; adenylate cyclase-activating G protein-coupled receptor signaling pathway; G protein-coupled adenosine receptor signaling pathway. Gene Ontology annotation, cellular component: plasma membrane. Bases 559 to 1557 code for a protein of 332 amino acids. The transcript is spliced from 2 exons. The record is from RefSeq and is a predicted model, not a curated record.